Trichogramma pretiosum is the source of this 1350-nucleotide messenger RNA. RefSeq lists its product as uncharacterized. Lineage: Eukaryota; Metazoa; Arthropoda; Insecta; Hymenoptera; Trichogrammatidae. The record is from RefSeq and is a predicted model, not a curated record. The transcript has 6 exons. The coding region runs from base 1 to 1350 and encodes 449 amino acids.
AUGGUAAUUGCAAGUCUCAUUGCGCCUCUGUCCGGAUUCGAUGAAAAGUACAUCGAGCACAAUCGCAAAACUAUUGGUUUUCUCUUUACCGCCGCUGCCAACGCCUCCACUGCUACCACUACCGUCGGUCCUCCGGCAAGAGACCGCGAGAUCGCUGCUGGCAGAGGAGCCGUCGCGACGAUAAAGACGCUGUCGAGCAUGCGAGGUCCGGAUCCGCUCGACCGAGACGCCGACGACUCGGAGGCCGAGUCGUUCAAGCCUCGCGCCCGAGUCAAACGGAUCGAUCGCUCGAGAGCAGCAGCCUUGAGCCGCAAAAAAUCGUCAGCACUGACAAUGGAUGGUCGCGAUCGGCACAGCUCGCGCAGGUUGCUUCGCCGUUUGUCCGUCGCCGACGAGACGGAUCCGGCGGUCGAGGAGGCCAGGGAAUUCGAGCGCGAGUCGCUGCGGGAGGACGGCACGUUUCUGGACGACCGAUUGACCGCGGACACGAGAAAUCGUCUCGAAGACAUUUAUCCCGAUCUGCAGGCGGUCUCGGAUCGCUUGAACUCACCCUCGAAGAGAUGGAAAAGUCCGGUGGAGGUGAAAUCGCGAGAUCGUCGAGAGGAGGAACAGUACGACGAUGUGAACUGCGGAGGAUCGGAGGAAGGUAAUCUCCGGGACUGCUACUACGACAACGGGGCGAAAUCGUCCGCCGAACGAAGUGGAGCAGCUCUCGAGGACGAGAGUUCGUACGCUGCGGCGGCGGCGCCGGUCAAGCGAUCGUCGUCCGUUGCGCAGGCGAGAAAGAAGCCGAAAAAGAAGCCGAAAAAGCACAAGUCGAAGCACAACGUCGCGAUGAAGCACAAGGGCAAGGAGAAGACGAGGCACAAAGGGAAACCAAAAAAACACGCGGCUCUGACGUCGACGAGGAUGAAUCCCCUGUCGAAGCUGACGGAGACGAACAAGUGCGCUACGGGUGGCGCGCGCGAAAAAGUCAAAAGCGUCAAAUCCAAUGCGGCCUUGGCGAACGCCCGCAAAACGGCGGCGUCCAAGCACACGGUUAUCAUUUCUACGUCGGGAAAUGGUCAUAGCAAUAAUCAUAAUGAUGUUAAUGGUAAUAAGGAUGCAAAGGUUGUUAUAGAUCUUCUCCAGCAAUUGAUUCAAAAGGUCGAUAGUUUACACGGUCUAGUGACUAAUAUAGGAAAUAAUCCGGGCAAUAGCAAUGAUAACCAACAGUCUUCAGACGAAACACGACCGAGCCUGUACCAGAAACAACAGACGAGGAGGAGGAGCUCGGCGUGGUCACGACGUCGACGGAAUCGCCGGCGUGCUCGGAUCCCAACUGGACGUCCUGGACGGCCUGCAGCGUGA